AUGGUGGACCGGCGUGUUUGGAGUAGGGACGACACUAAUUUAUUGAUUGAAAAUGUUGAACUAUACCCAGAAUUAUGGAAUGUACAUUGCAAAGACUUUAAAAACAGAGUAAAAAAACAGGGUGCUUUUCAAAAAUUAGCAGAACUAUUUGAAACGUCUGAAAACGAAAUUCAACGCAAGUUACACAACUUAAAAACACAAUUGAAUCAGGAGUGGAAAAAAAUUCAAAAGAAAAAAAGUGGACAAGGAGCAAAUGAAGUGUAUAAGAGUCCAUGGGAAUUCUUUGAUUCUUUAAAAUUCAUGUUAGCUGCAAAUGUUCAAAGCUGUACAGAAGAUAAUCUGACUCAAAAAGAUAAGGAUAUACUGACACAAAAUUCCACAAUAGAUGAGCGACAAAAGAUUGAAACAGAAACAAAAAGUACACCGUCCAAAAAACCUAAAAAAAUUAAAGUGACUGAAGAAGAUGCGAUGUUGGCAAAUGCAGUAAAGGUGAUGAAUCGACCCUCAGAUAACUGGCAAAUAUUGGGAGAUUAUGUAGCAUCCGAGCUUAGAUCCCUAUGUUCAGAGCAGCGCCAAUUAAGGUUAAAAAAAAUGAUACAAAGAGAUAUUCUUACAAUUUCAGAAUUAGCUGAUUCUGGACAUUCAACACCGGCCUCUAUCCCUCUUUUAUCCCCUACAUAUGAUUCAAGUGCCUCAUCGUCAACUCAAUAUACUGUGCAGCCCUAUACUGACAAGACAAUUUACACAGCUUCCACAAUUGCAGCACAGCACUCAGGAACAAUCCUUGCGAUCGUACAUACAGGGAUUCGAUACAAAUACAUAAGAGAAUGGUAG
Messenger RNA from Anthonomus grandis grandis, 834 nucleotides. RefSeq lists its product as uncharacterized. Lineage: Eukaryota; Metazoa; Arthropoda; Insecta; Coleoptera; Curculionidae. The coding region runs from base 1 to 834 and encodes 277 amino acids. The transcript has 3 exons. The record is from RefSeq and is a predicted model, not a curated record.